Messenger RNA from Gopherus evgoodei (Goodes thornscrub tortoise), 4429 nucleotides. Its product is annotated as zinc finger protein 853-like. The record is from RefSeq and is a predicted model, not a curated record. The coding region runs from base 360 to 3557 and encodes 1065 amino acids. The transcript is spliced from 5 exons. Gene Ontology annotation, biological process: regulation of transcription by RNA polymerase II. NCBI's taxonomy places the organism in Eukaryota, Metazoa, Chordata, Testudines, Testudinidae. Gene Ontology annotation, molecular function: RNA polymerase II cis-regulatory region sequence-specific DNA binding; DNA-binding transcription factor activity, RNA polymerase II-specific.
CUGAGCUGGAGCAAGAGACGGACAGACAGACCCCCCCCCACACACACACACACACACACGCGAUGGAGCAGCCGCCCGGGUUCCCAGCGUGAAUCCCCAGCCCAGGAGCUGUGGGAGAAGCCCCUCUUUCCAGACAGCAGCAUUGCCGGCUCCAGGAGGUUGCUCUGGUUUUGCGAGACAGUUUGUGCUUCUGGGCCUUCGGACCUGAUCCCCCAGCCGGCUCACGUGGUGUCAAAAACGGGACACUGAGGUAGGAAGCCAGAAGCUGGAUGCUUCCUGCCAGGGGCAUGAAUGAGACCGAAAGGCCUGGGGUCUGGGCUCAUCCCCUGCUGGGAUAAGGACACCCCCGGGGAACAUCCAUGGCUGCAGAGCAGGGGGCAGAUGGGGCCCUAGACCUGCAGUUUCAGAUCCAUGUGGAGCAGUCGGUGUGCCCCGCUGGGCUGACGGAGCAGCAGGCCUCAGCUGGGCCCGAGCCAGAUGUGGGAUUGGAGCGGUCGGGCAGGCUGCCUAUUGUGGUGCAGUCUGGCACCAUUGGGGAGCUGCUGAGAUGGGUGGCGCCGCAGCAGGCCCGGUAUGCGUCGCAGAAGGAGAUGCUGCAGCACUGGGAGGAUGUCUGGCAGGAGGUGCUGCAGGCCCUGCGCAUCCUCCCAGAGGUGAGGCCGGCUCCGGCGUGCGCCCUCAGGCCUGGAGAACCAGAAGUGCCGCCUCCUCCCGGAGUUGUGCCAGCACCGACUUGUGCACAUGGGUGUGAAAACCCCGCCUCCCAGGGGGCCAGAGAGUCACCCAGGGGUCUGGAGCAAGCUGGAAUCGAGCCACAGGAGAAGACGGCACCAUGUCGACAGGAGCAGCUGUCAGCCACGCAGACCCCUGCCAAGAUUAAGCCAACUCCAGCACCUGCAUGGAGAACCCUGGAGCUGCCACAGCUGGCCCCAGAGGACGAUAUCGAGGCCUAUUUGGCCACCUUUGAGCAGGUGGCUGAUGCCUGCCAGUGGCCGAGAGGGGAAUGGACAACCCGACUGGAGCUGUACCUCACUGGGAAAGCCCAGCUGGCCUAUGGCAGCCUAGACAUCACAGAGACAAGUGACUAUGGGAAGGUGAAGGCCACCAUCCUAGGUCGCUAUGGCAUCAGCCCAGAGACACAGCGCAGGCGCUUCAGGGGAUUCUGCUACCAAGAGGCCGAGGGGCCCCGGGAGGCUUACAGCCACCUCCGGGAGCUCUGCCAUCGCUGGCUGGAGCCGCAGAGCCGCACCAAGGAGCAGAUCCUGGAGCUGCUGAUCCUGGAGCAGUUCCUGACCAUCCUGCCAGAGGAAAUGCAGAGCUGGGUCUGGGAACGUGGUCCUGAAACCGGUGCCCAAGCAGUGGCCCUGGCUGAGGGGUUCCAGCUGGGGCAGCCAGAUGCCGAAUGGCCAAGGCUACAGGUGCCAGUGCAGUUUGAGGACGUGGCUGUGACUCUGAGUGAGGCAGAGUGGUUGUUGGUGGAUGAGGAGAAGCAGCAGCUCUACAGGGACAUCAUGUACGAGAAUUACCAGAGCAUCAGCUCACUGGGUUUUCCGGUUCGCAAACCCACCCUGAUCUCUCAGCUGGAGCGAGGGGAAGAGCCGUGCAUCCUACAUCCCCCAGCCCCUGAGGAGCAGGAGACCCGGAGGGAUGUCCCAACAGGCACCGGCAGGGGGCUGGGCGCUGAGGAGCUGGCUGUGCAGCACCACGGGGAGGCGCAGGCACCUGUCAAAGCAGCUCCAAUGCCAAAGGCCUCACCAAGGCGGCCCAAGAGGAAAGCGCCCCAGAGCCCUGGUCGGAAGAGAAAGAAACCCUCUCUGGAUGGAGAAGAGCCAGCAGCCUGCUCUGAGGGUGGGAAACAGCAGCUCCCCACCUGUCCCACGUACAUGCAACAGCUGCUUCCUUCUGUGCGCAUGCAAAAGCCUUUCCUUCCUGUAUGCAGGAAACAGCCACCGCCUGUUGUGCACAGGGAACAGCUGCCCUCCACUCCUGGCAGGGAACAGCCACCUUCUCCCCUCACCAGGGAACAGCCGCCCCCUCCCCUGAGCAGAGAACAGCCACCCCCUACCCAGCUGCCUCACUUGCCAUCCCUGUCUAAGUCCUGCUGCAAGAAGCCAGCAGAACAAGAUUCCCCUCCCAGCAGUAGCCUGCCCCAGUCUAAGAGGUGCUACCAGUGUCCCUUGUGUAGUCAGAACUUCAGGCAGAGCUCAGACCUGCAGCGGCACCGGCGCAUCCACACGGGAGAGAAGCCUUUCCACUGCCUGGUGUGCGAGAAGAGCUUCCGGCUGCAGUCCAACCUGAUCGUGCACCAGCGCACCCACACCGGGGAGCGGCCCUACCAGUGCGGGGAGUGUGGCCGUGCCUUCUCGCAGAGCUCCAACCUCCUGACCCACAGCAAGAUCCACCUGGGCCAGAAGCCCUACACCUGCUUUGAGUGUGGCAAGAGCUUCCACCACAGCUCCAACCUCAUCAUUCACCAGCGCACCCACACUGGGGAGCGGCCCUACGAGUGCAGCGUCUGCGCCAAGCGCUUCAGCGACCGCUCCACCCUGGUGCAGCACCAGCGCCUCCACACAGGCGAGCGCCCCUACGCCUGCUCCGAGUGUGGGAAGUGCUUCAGCCAGGCCUCACACCUGAUCAAACAUCGACGCACCCACGCAAGCCCCUGCACCAAGAAUAGAGCUGCCCCCAGAAAAGCACCAGUCACAGCGGUAGAGAGAAACAGCCCCAAAAAUGGGGCAGCCACUGGGGAGGAGAGAGCUACCCCCACUCAUGGGCUGAGUGAGAGGAUUGCCAUGCCCCAAAAUGGAGCAGCUAUAGGGGAGGAAAGAGCAGCCCUGAAAGAUACACCCACCGUGGGGAAGGAUAGAGCCACCCAGGAAGUAGGUUCAGAGGGGGAGAAGGACAAAGCAGCUCAGAAAGUUGCUUUGGCCACAAAGGAGAUAGCCACCCCCAAACACACGCUGGCUAUGGGGAUGGAAAGGGCAGCAACAAAGGACACGCUGGCCCCAGGGAAGGAAAGGGGGACCCCCACACCUGGGCUGGGUGAGUUGAGAGCUGCUCCCAUGAACAGGCUGGGCACAGGAGAGGACAGAGCCACUCCAAAAGCUGUGCCAGCCAUGGGGGGAAAGAGAGCACCGACUCCCGAUGCACCAGCUGUGCAUGAGGAGAGAGACUCCCUGAAAGAUGCACUGAGGGCAGGGAAGGACAAAACAGCAAUAAAUCACACAUCAGCUGUGGAGAAGGGGAGAACCGCCCCCAAACUCGUGCUGGCCAUGAGGCAGGGAAGAGCUGGCCCCAAACACACACUGGCCACGGAGAAGGAGGUAGCCGGCCCCAAACACACGCUGGCCACGGGGAAAGGGAGAGCCGGCCCUGAACAUGCACUUGCCACAGGGAAAGGGAUAGCCGGCCCUGAACAUGCACUGGUCAUGGGGCCGGGGAGAACUGGCCUCAAAUACGCACUUACCAUGGGGAAGUGGGGAGCCAGUCCUAAAAACACACUGGCCAUGGGGAAAGGGGAAGCCAGCCCCAAAUAUGCACUUGCCAAAGGGAAGUAAAGAGCUGGCCCCAAACACACACUGGCCAUGGGGAAGGGGAGAGCUGGCCCCAAAUACACACUUGCCAUGGGGAAAGAGGGAAAUGCCUCCAAAUAUGCCCUGGGGAGAGCCGGCCACGAACACGCACUGGCCAUGGGGAAGGGGCAAACUGGCCCCAAUCACAUACCAGGCACACGGGAGCGCAGACAGCAGGGGAACCCUCUCAUGUCACUGCAUGAUAGGGGCAGAGGUAGCUCACAGGGGGAACAGGCUGUGAGGAGCCCUGUCACUGCACGGUAGGGUCCGGGCUGGCUCCUUUGAACAUGUGUUCAGCUGAUUUUUCACUGACUGGGUGUGAAACCCCAUCAAUGUGCAGAUGGGCAGUAAUGCCAAUGCCAUAGGCUCACACUUAGGCAGCAGUGGAGAAGCUGGCCUGGCAUGGGAUGCACUAACAGCUCAGAGAGGAAGGGAAGCACAAAGGCACUUCUGGCACCGCAGAGAGUGGGCCCCCCAACCCCCGGGGGACUGGAGCUGGCAGAGCAAGUGGCUGGCACAUAAAAUGCAAACCCAGACCUCUCUCUCUCGGGGCAGGGGCAGGAGGAGGCUGAAAUCUUGGCAGGCAACAGGAAGGGAGAGUUGGAUGAACUUUAAACUCUCGAAUUGUGCCCUGAGCUGAGGGAGUGUAAAAGAAGCCCUAGAAAUCUCCCUCUUUGUGGAACUAAACUGAGAAGAAAGGUUCUGGUGUGACCAACUCUUGUGAUCUGUGGUCUGUCUCUUAAAGCCCCAGCUCUGCUUUUAUAUAUAAAUAGAAAAUCUGUGUCUAGCCCAAUGACUGGGGAGAAAAAUCAAGGAAACCCCGGCCCUAUUGGCUACAAUGCCAGAGGGCAAAUCAC